Molecule: messenger RNA, 804 nt
Organism: Arabidopsis arenosa
Lineage: Eukaryota; Viridiplantae; Streptophyta; Magnoliopsida; Brassicales; Brassicaceae
Source: the annotation of a GenBank genome assembly
AACAAACUGUGAGAAAUGGGAAGCGAAGGAAAAUCGAUUGUGAGGAAACCAAGGUUUUUGUGUCUCCAUGGAUUUCGUACGAGCGCAGAGAUAAUGAAGAUACAGCUUCAUAAAUGGCCUAAAUCUGUAAUUGAUAGACUCGAUCUCGUGUUUCUCGAUGCACCUUUUCCUUGUCAAGGCAAAUCUGAUGUUGAAGGCAUCUUUGAUCCUCCUUAUUACGAGUGGUUUCAAUUUAACAAGGAAUUCACGGAGUAUACGAAUUUCGAGAAAUGUUUGGAGUACCUAGAGGAUCGCAUGAUCAAGCUUGGUCCUUUUGAUGGUCUCAUUGGGUUUUCUCAGGGGGCAAUUUUGUCUGGGGGUUUACCAGGACUGCAAGCUAAAGGAAUUGCACUUCAGAAAGUACCAAAGAUUAAGUUUGUUAUAAUCAUUGGAGGAGCUAAGCUCAAAUCUGCCAAGUUGGCGGAGAAUGCUUAUUCGUCUUCCUUGGAAACUCUCUCCCUCCACUUUUUAGGAGAGACUGAUUUCUUGAAACCUUACGGAACCCAGCUGAUAGAAUCGUACAAGAAUCCCGUGGUUGUCCAUCAUCCCAAAGGCCAUACUGUCCCCAGGCUUGAUGACAAAAGCUUGGAGAUAGUUACUGCAUUCAUCGAUACCAUUGAGCAUCUGGUGAUGGAGGAAGACAAGAAUGGUGAAGAAAGUAAUAAUAAGCCAACAAAAUAGAAAAGCUUCAAGUGUUAUAUGUAUAACGAAUAAUUCUUUGGAUAAUAAUCGUGAAAUGGCUGUAAAUAAAUCUGGCAAUGUUUG